Messenger RNA from Scomber japonicus (chub mackerel), 2748 nucleotides. RefSeq names its product transmembrane O-mannosyltransferase targeting cadherins 2a (gene tmtc2a). Lineage: Eukaryota; Metazoa; Chordata; Actinopteri; Scombriformes; Scombridae. The record is from RefSeq and is a predicted model, not a curated record. Bases 36 to 2621 code for a protein of 861 amino acids. The transcript is spliced from 12 exons. Gene Ontology annotation, biological process: protein O-linked glycosylation via mannose. Gene Ontology annotation, cellular component: endoplasmic reticulum membrane. Gene Ontology annotation, molecular function: protein binding; mannosyltransferase activity.
AUCCCAGUUCCUUCUCCCACUCGGGUUUUUGAGAGAUGAUCACGGAGCUGGUGUGCACCGCCGUGGCUGUGGGUCUAUAUCUGAACACGCUGGACGCAGAUUUCUGCUACGAUGACAGCCGAGCCAUCAAGACCAACCAGGACCUUCUUCCUGAGACUCCCUGGACCAAUAUCCUUUAUGAUGACUUCUGGGGCACCCUGCUCACUCACAGCGGCAGCCACAAGUCAUUCCGACCACUCUGCACCCUCUCCUUCCGCCUCAAUUACACCCUACAUGGCCUGCGUCCCUGGGGCUACCACCUGGUGAAUGUGGUUCUGCAUGGGCUCGUCACAGCCGUCUUCACGGCCCUCAGUCGCCCGCUCCUGGGUGGAGGACUGUGGAGCCUGCUGGCGGGUCUCCUUUUUGCUUCACACCCAGUGCACACUGAAGCAGUUGCCGGCGUGGUGGGAAGGGCAGAUGUUGGCGCUGCAUUGUUUUUCUUGCUGUCUCUUCUCUGCUAUGCGAGACACUGCACACUUCGAGCAGACCCCUGCAGGACCUUUCAGGCCCAGGGCUGUGGCGGCAGCUCUGUCACCUGCUGCUGGGGCUGGAUGCUGGGCAGCCUGUGGUGUGCAGCAGCCAGUAUGCUGUGGAAGGAGCAGGGGGUGACUGUCCUGGCCGUGUCGGCUGUGUACGACCUCUUCAUCUUCCAGAGGCUCAGAUUUCGCCAGGCACUUCUCCUCUUGCUAGGAAAGAAAAAGAACAUCAGUGUUUUACUGAGCCUCGGUGUGCUGGCUACCUGGGGAGUGAUCCUGCUUUCAGCUCGCCUUUACUGGAUGGGCAAUAAGCCUCCCAACUUCUCCAACUCUGACAACCCUGCAGCUGACUCGCCACAUUUUCUCACUCGAACACUUACAUUCCUCCACCUGCCCGCCGCCAACGCCUGGCUGCUGCUCUGCCCCGACAAGCUCAGUUUUGACUGGUCCAUGGACGCCUUGCCCUUGGUCAGGUCCUUGGCUGACUGGAGGAACUUUCACACUGUUGCCUUUUAUGGUGGAUUUAUCCUCCUGGUUAUGUUUGACUUCCGUUGCCCCAUCUCUAAAGCUAAGGAAACCAAUGGGAAAGCCCAGGUCACUAAUGGAAAAUCAAUCACUAAUGGGAACGGUUACCAUGCCGUUGACACAAACCAUAACACAGACCAGGGGCUGCCAAAGACCACCCUGAAUGGGUCAGCUGGACUUCACCACUGUCCUCCACGGACGUCUCUGCCCCCUACAGAAAACCUAGUGUUAUUUUCAUUGGGCGUACUAUCAUUGCCUUUUAUCCCAGCCUCCAACUUAUUCUUUUAUGUAGGGUUUGUAAUUGCCGAGAGGGUACUGUACAUCCCCAGUAUAGGUUUCUGUUUACUGGUUGCUACGGGUGCAAGAACCUUGUAUGUCAGACUGAGGACUAGAGGCUGCAAAGUCUUGCUGUUAUGUUUCUGUGUGGGGCUAGUGCUGCUGAAUGGGUUAAGAACUAUUCAAAGAAACAGGGACUGGAGCAAUGAGGAGAAUCUCUACAAGUCUGGGAUAAGCGUGAACCCUGCAAAAGCCUGGGGCAAUUUGGGGAACGUACUGAAGAACCAGGGCAAGAUGGCUGAGGCGGAGAGGGCAUACAGAAACGCCCUGCACUACCGAGGGAAUAUGGCUGACAUGCUGUAUAACCUGGGUUUGCUGCUCCAGGAGAACGAGAGGUUUUCUGAGGCACUUCAUUAUUACCAAUUGGCCAUUGGGAGUCGGCCAACACUGGCAUCGGCCUACUUGAACACAGGAAUCAUCCUGAUGAACCAGGGCAGCCUGGAAGAGGCCAAACGCACCUUCCUGACUUGUGCUGACAUUCCAGAUGAGAACUUGAAGGACCCCCACGCCCACAAGAGCUCAGUCACCAGCUGCCUGUAUAACCUGGGAAAACUGCUUCAUGAACAGGGCCAGCAGGAGGAGGCCUUGUCUGUUUAUAAGGAAGCAGUGCAGAAAAUGCCCAGACAGUUUGCACCGCACAGCCUUUUUAACAUGAUGGGAGAGGCCUACAUGCGGCUGAAUCGCCUAGAGGAAGCAGGUCACUGGUACAGAGAGUCCCUCAGGGCCAAACCCGACCAUAUACCUGCGCAUCUCACAUAUGGAAAACUCCUGUCUAUCAUCGGGCAGAAGACAGAAGCAGAAAAAUACUACCUGAGAGCUAUUCAACUGGACCCGACAAAAGGAAACUGCUACAUGCACUACGGUCAGUUUCUGUUGGAGCAGUCUCGUCUUGGCGAGGCAGCGGAGAUGGCGGAGAGGGCUGCAGAAUUGGACAACUCAGAGUUUGAUGUGGUCUUCAGUGCUGCUCACAUGCUCAGACAGGCCAGUCUAAAUGAGGCAGCUGAGAGGCAGUAUGAACGUGCAGCCAGCCUCAGACCAGAUUACCCAGCUGCUCUGAUGAAUCUUGGCGCCAUUCUUCACCUGAAUGGGAAACUUCCCGAAGCAGAGGCCAACUACCUGCGUGCACUGCAGCUCAAACCUGACGAUGUCAUUACUCAGUCCAACCUGCGCAAGCUGUGGAACAUCAUGGAGAGGCAGGGACUCAGGACUAAGCCUGGGCUCGGGAUGCCGAGGAGCGACCUUUGAACUGAGAGACCUGCUGCACUGCUCCCUCAAGGAAGACAUAAUGUCCUCCAGAGAAUGAAGCAGGACAGGAUAUGAAAGAGCUGGAGGCUCCAAGCUCUCUGUACGAAGGCAUGAAAGACUAAUUCUU